UCACAACCUUAGAAGACACUCUGCCACCUCGGCUGUGCCACCCACUCCAUCCCUCUCCGUUUCUUUAUCAUAUUUAAUCACCUGCAGUCAGUGGUCAGGCAGAUAUCAGCGCUGUGAUGAUUGGCUUGCGACGAGGAGUAGGCGGGGCCUGCUCCGAUGCAUCACACACGUACCAGCGCAGCAGGACAAAUCCUCUCUCUCUCUCACUCUCCCUCCCCCUCUCUCUACCUCUCGCUCUGCCUUUCAUACAUACGCCAGAGCGCAGACUGCAGCAGAACGCAGGGCCAGUAGGAUUUUCCUCCUCAUACUGGAACAGCCGACAAACCAGAGAGACAGUUUGCCGCUGAGGAAGAGAGCGACAUUAUUCAUGGAGGAUCCACUGAGGAGUACCUGACCCACAAGCUGCUGAGUGUGUGGGUUUGUAUCUGGCUCACAGAAGCAGUUGUGCGGACUCCUACGUGCACUCAUCCCUCCUUCGGGACAGGCCCACUCCCUCCUCAUUUAAGAAUAGGAUGCCCGGCUCUGCGCCCUUGUGCUGAGGAGGCGUCUGCGGGCAACAGUAUGGGCGCUGUGCUGGCCGGCAUCCCCACCACCCCCUCCACCACCGAUCUGCCACCACCACGCUGCCCCACCGAGACGGGCGCUUCCCCCAGCCCCGCUGAUGGGCGAAGACACUGACGCCACACCGACGCUCAACCACCGCGGCUUCCUCCCCGACCACAAUUAUGUGACUGAAGCUGAUAUCAUCUCCACUGUUGAGUUCAACCACACCGGAGAGCUCCUGGCCACAGGGGACAAGGGAGGCCGAGUGGUCAUCUUUCAGAGGGAACCUGAGAGCAAGACUGAGCCAUUCUCACAGGGAGAGUAUAAUGUCUACAGCACCUUCCAGAGCCAUGAGCCUGAGUUCGACUACCUUAAGAGUCUGGAGAUUGAGGAGAAGAUCAAUAAGAUCCGAUGGCUGCCUCAGCAGAACGCCGCACACUUCCUCCUCUCCACCAAUGAUAAGACCAUUAAGUUGUGGAAGGUGAGUGAAAGAGACAAACGGCCGGAGGGGUACAACCUGAAGGAUGAAGAGGGUCGCAUCAAGGACAUCUCCACCGUCACCUCCCUACAGGUGCCGGUGUUGAUGCCGAUGGACCUGAUGGUGGAGGUGAGCCCGCGGCGAGUGUUUGCCAACGCCCACACCUACCACGUCAACUCCAUUUCCGUCAACUCCGACUAUGAGACCUACAUGUCAGCCGAUGACCUGAGGAUCAACCUCUGGCAUCUGGACAUCACCGACCGCAGCUUCAACAUUGUGGACAUCAAGCCAGCCAACAUGGAGGAUCUGACAGAGGUGAUCACGGCGGCUGAGUUUCACCCCCACCACUGUAACCUGUUUGUCUAUAGCAGCAGCAAAGGCACCCUGCGCCUCUGUGACAUGAGAGAAGCAGCGCUCUGCGACAAACACUCCAAAUUGUUUGAGGAGCCCGAGGACCCCAGCGCCCGCUCCUUCUUCUCCGAGAUCAUCUCCUCUGUGUCCGAUGUCAAGUUCAGCCACAGCGGUCGCUACCUGCUCACCAGAGACUACCUGACUGCCAAAGUCUGGGACCUCAACAUGGAGAGCAAGCCCCUGGAGACAUACCAGGUUCACGAUUACCUCCGCAGCAAGUUGUGUUCCCUUUACGAAAACGACUGCAUCUUCGACAAGUUUGAGUGUGCCUGGAACGGCUCAGACAGUGUCAUCAUGACUGGAGCCUACAACAACUUCUUUCGCAUGUUCGACCGCAACACCAAACGUGACGUGACCCUGGAGGCAUCGCGAGAGAGCAGCAAACCCCGUGCCGUCCUGAAGCCGCGAAGAGUCUGCGCUGCCGGAGGAAAACGCCGGAAGGACGACAUCAGCGUGGACAGCCUGGAUUUCACCAAGAAGAUCCUCCACACAGCCUGGCACCCGACUGAGAACAUCAUUGCCAUCGCCGCCACCAACAACCUGUACAUCUUCCAGGACAAACUCAACUCUGAGAUGCAUUAAUGAAGGGAUGUCAGCAGCGGAUACAAACGAGUUUACACCUGAACACACAGCUAUGCCAGAAUGUACACAUUUACGGACAUGCACACACAGGAAUAUGCCUAACACACACCUACACAGUCAGAAAACACACACACAUUUAGGUCUACUCUUUGACACACUCCCUCACCUCCUCCCCACCCAGCCUCCCAGAACUGAAAGGACCUAGAAAGGGCUAGAAAGGGAACAGGCUGGAUUACGCAAUGGAUUAUGGAUUGCAAAAUUGUCCAAACUGUGGAUUUCUUGAUUGUUAAGCUCUGGAUUGUGCUUGAUGGUGUGUUGAUUGCUACAGCUCAGCUUCUGAGAGGGAUAACCCCCCCCCCCCUCCCCCGGACUGGAGAGAUGUUUACAUAUUUGUCUUUUUUUUUUUCUUUUUUUUUUUGUUCUUCAGGCUCUUUUGCUUUCUCCACCUCCUCCUCCUCCUCUCCUGUCUGUAUUUGUGUGCUCGAACAAAGCCUAUUCUUAUCCCUUGCCCACUGUUUUGUGUAACGAAAACCCUUCGUGGUUGUCAACCAGCGGCACUGAUGAAAAUGGGGCAUUUACGUAACUGGCUGAUUUUUCCGAUCAGCUGAACCCCUCCCUUCCUCUGUUUUCGUAACUUCUUGUUAAAUGAUGUUAAUGAUGGUAAUUAUGAUGACGAUUUAAAGUGGUAACGUGUGAUGUGCAAGGAUGAAUUCGAGACCCUUCCCCUCAACCCAAGUGCACCCAGACGCCUCUGAGCUCAACUGGACCGUGUUCAGUCAGUGAGGUCAAACAUUGACAGUCCUGCAGACAGAAGCAGAAGUUACACCACGGCCUAAUGUGAGGACACACACUCAUAUCUGCUCCACACAGUGUGUUUCAGUCAUUAAUGUCAUCUUCGGCCCUUCUCUGAUUGUGGAUUCUGCUUCUGGUCCGAGGCUACAUCGUGUGCUACUUUGCCGUUCAAUACAACUCAAAUCAAGCAAAAAAAAAAAUAAACUUAAAAAAUGAAAUAAUUUCAACAAUCAAGCAAAAAGAUGCUGCAUGUAAAACCAAUUUAGCCUAGGUGUUUAUAAAUUGACUGACUGACUUGGCUGCCUUCUUAACCAUUUAGACCCAGCUGUACAAAGGCUUCAGGGGCCCCGGGGCCCCGUGCAGCACGAGUAACCAUAGACGACUGAGAUCUCCUACCUUUAUUUGUGUCUUCGGACACUGAAGCAUGUUUACCAGUGUUCGGUUCAUACACUUACAUGUACAUUUUGAAUGAAGCCGUCCAAGAAUCAGUUUCUCCUCGACUGAAACUGAGAACCAAGAAGAAUGGGGAAUGUUUUCAUUAAUGUUGUUCUCUAAAAGAAAAAAGAAAAAAAAUCAAAGGGCCUAAAUGGUGUCUGUAUAUAUCAACUCUGUUUUUGACAUGUAUGAGGUUUUGUUUUUUUAAACAUCCUUAAACGGACUGCAGACGCGAUCAUCCGCCUCGAUGACCGCCUCCAAAGCUACAGCAGAGAGAUGGUACUCUAAUCUCCUCAGCCUUCCUCACUUGAUUACUUUGCUGAUGUGCAGAAGCUUUUAUUUUUUAGAGAACAGUUUA
Molecule: messenger RNA, 3599 nt
Organism: Epinephelus fuscoguttatus (brown-marbled grouper)
Lineage: Eukaryota; Metazoa; Chordata; Actinopteri; Perciformes; Serranidae
Product: serine/threonine-protein phosphatase 2A 55 kDa regulatory subunit B gamma isoform
Exons: 10
Coding region: 662-2014 (450 amino acids)
Biological process (GO): peptidyl-serine dephosphorylation
Cellular component (GO): protein phosphatase type 2A complex; cytosol
Molecular function (GO): protein binding; protein phosphatase regulator activity
Source: RefSeq, a predicted model, not a curated record